Messenger RNA from Cydia splendana, 3370 nucleotides. It is a transcript of the gene dally, whose product is annotated as division abnormally delayed protein. Gene Ontology annotation, biological process: positive regulation of canonical Wnt signaling pathway; regulation of protein localization to membrane; cell migration. The transcript has 9 exons. Bases 115 to 1776 code for a protein of 553 amino acids. The record is from RefSeq and is a predicted model, not a curated record. NCBI's taxonomy places the organism in Eukaryota, Metazoa, Arthropoda, Insecta, Lepidoptera, Tortricidae. Gene Ontology annotation, cellular component: cell surface; extracellular region; plasma membrane.
ACGGCGCUCCAAUGCGGGCGCACGCAAUCUGCGCGCUAUCGACCGCUCCGCGUACGAGUACUCGCACCAAUUAAAACAUAUCGUUCUCGAUCGGAUUAUUGUGCGAGUGUGAACAUGAGGUGCUUAGUGCUGGUCCUGGUGGCGUUCGCGGGAGCCCGGGCCGUCACCGCGGCGGCCGCUUCCUGCGCCCUCUCAGAGGAGUUCUUCCUGAGGCAUAAUGUAUCAGCUGAUGAUAGCGAUGGACCAGGCCUGGUGUGCGGCGGGCAGUGUUGCGGGCGGGGGCGGGAAGCGCGGCUGCGGGACGCGCUGCGGCGGGCUGCAGUCGCGCGCGCGGCCGCCGCCACGCGCCCCAUCGCCACCUUGCUGCUCUCCACGCGAACUACGCUGCAAGAGCACCUAACGGCGCUGUCACAUCAGUCACAAAACAAAACUGCGGUGUUGUUAGCGCAAGUAUACCGUGCGCAAGGAGCGCGCGCGCACGGGCCGCUCAGCGCGCUAUACGGCGAGGUGCGCGCAGCGCUGCGGCCGCCCGCGACCGACCUGCUCGACGCGCUAGUCACCGAGCCGCCCAGGGACCUCGCUAUUGCUACUGACAAGUUCUUUCGUGAACUUUUCCCCUUGGCCUACCACAAUAUACUCAAACUAGAUACCAAACAAUUCACGGUCCAGCACGAAAUGUGUCUUAAAGAUGCUUAUGAUGCCGUGCAGCCUUUUGGAGACGUUCCGCAACAGUUGGGUAUGACGCUGUCGAAGUCUAUGGAGGGCGCGCGGGCUCUGCUCGUGGCGCUGGGCGCGGGCGCGAGCGCUCUUGCGGCGGCGGAGCAGGCGGUGGCGCGCGCGAGCGGCGCGUGCGCCGCGCGCCUGCUGCGCGCUGCGGGCUGCGCGCGCUGCCGGGGUCUCGAUGCGCCGCCCUGCCGACACUACUGCCUCAACGUCGUGCGAGGAUGUGUGGGGGCGCCGGUGGCGGAGCUGGCGGGCGCGUGGACCAGCUACGUAGAGGGCGUGGAGGCGCUGGCGCGGGCCGACGCCGACGCUGCCCUGCGCGCGCUCGGCGAGCGCGUGUCACGAGCCGUCAUGCACGCGCUCGAAAACAAAGUUCAGCUCGAGAAGAAGGUGCGGCUAGAGUGUGGCUCCCCUGACACGACGGAGGGCGGCAGCGCGAGCGGCGCGGGCGCGGUGUCGGCGGGCGCGCCGCGACGCGAGGCGUUGCGCGCGCCUCCGCCCGACGCAGAGCUGCUGCAGUUCGCCGCCUCGCUCGCCGCCAGCAAGAGACUCUUCUCGGCGCUGCCCGACUACUUAUGCGACGAACCCGACUUCGCCCAUGACGAUAACGAUCACUGCUGGAACGGGAACACACUUGGAACGUACGAAAAACCCCUUGUUGCGAGCUCAUCAUUGAGCGACCAGAAAUACAACCCUGAAGUUGAAGGCGCCGUGCCGCAGGACCCGAAGGUGGCGGCCAUUGGCGACCAACUGCGGCAGGCCAGACAGCUGCUGGCGAGCAACACGUGGAGCAGAGCGCCGGCCGCCGAGGCGUUCAUGCAGGGCGACGAGGCGGGCGAGGAGGGCUCGGGCUCGGGCCGCAGCUACGCCUACGACGACGCCGCGCUCGACGCCGAGGGCUCCGGCGAGGAAGGCUCCGGACACGUCGCCGUCGGAAGCCGGCCGGACGGGGGAGAGGAACCGCGAGCACAGCCGCCGCCGACGCCUGGCGGGUCGGACAGCGCGUGCGCGCCGCCGCUGCUGGUGCUGGCGCUGCUGGUGCUGCUCACCUAGGCCGCGGCCGCGCCGCUCGAGAUCCCGUCGCGACACUUCCGCCCCUGAGGAGUCUGAACUACCUAACAGAAUUCUCAUAUCAUUUAGUGUGAAAUCACGAUUAGGUAAAAAGCCUUGCGUAAUAAUCGUAGUGUGAAAAAUUUAAGACUCCUAAGUUUUUCGUACCGUUUAUUCGGUGAUACUUUAGCGGAUUCCUAAGAACGUUAUAUAUGAAGAAUACUGUCUGACAGUAAUUAGUUCCAGAAUUAUUGACAGUGUGUUUGCUCUUCUUUAAAGAAAAAACUGGUGAUAGAAUAAUGCAUUGUCGUUUUACAUCGUACGAGUUAUGCAUUUAAAUUAACCAUACCUACGCGAUAGAUUUUAAUGGCCUGCAAUUGUCAAAUGCAUAUCAAUAUUUUAUCAAUAAACGUUUUUGUAAAUAUAAUCUAUACCUAUUAGAUACGAGUACAUUUAUGAAAUGAAACAUAUUACAUUUUUUUUGCAUUUAACGUGUUCAAAACGUCAUAUUGUGGUAUUUGCAGUCGUAGCCACGAAUUCACUGUUGAAUUGUACUAGCUGAUUGGCAAUAAAUUUAUAAAUAUAUAAAGGAAAAACGUAUAACGAUUAGAAAAAGUGAUAGAAUUAUUAAGGGUUUAAUGUACAGAUGUAAAUACUUAAAACUCUGACGGUCUAGGUGCUUAGCUAGUAAACAUAUUUUGUUGCCAUAUUAAAAUUACGGAUACUAUUAUUUAUAACACUAAUUAAGUCAUAAUUUAAUGUAUUAAUAUUUUAUGUGAUACUGAUUUAGUUAAGUCGAUAAGAUUUAUUGCAUGCGAAUUAAGUUAUUUAUAAAUUGUAAAUUGGUCCUGAGGUUGACUGUGGCAUAUGUUAUUGCUUAUUGCGGUGUGCCUACAGUAGUGUAUGAGUACACUUGUACAGCAGGAGACAGGGUGGGAGGCGGGCCCGCGGGCCGAGCUCGCCAGGGGCGCUCACGACUACGACAGGCCCCAAUCAACGUGCUGGUUUGUCAAAGCCAACAACGGCUGCCCAAAGCAGCGUUACCCUUUGGUUCUUACUUAUUGAGGUAGAGCUGCAUGUAGUUACAGUUGCCCAAGUCGAAGACGAGUUGUAAUUUUAAUGAGAAUACAAUUCAAGUGACCCAUCUUCUCUUGUUAGAAGUCAGUAAAAAUAGCAUCAUGCGCGGACGCGGGGCACGCUUGUACGCCGGCAAUCUAGCGCUUGCACCUGUCCUCUGUUGUGACUCGUCAUCGGACCCACUAAAUGACUAAAAGUAAAAAUAUUUAUAUAACAUCAUAUUAAUCAUAAUAAAAAGUAUGUACGUAUGUAGGUAUUAUGUACAAUCAGACACCAUGUAAUGGUGCGCUGGAGUUUUUGUAAAUGUGUUGUAGGUUAUAUGGAGGCGUAUAAUGGAGAGGACCAGAAUUGGCACGUGGAAUAUAUAUUGUUAAAGUGUCGUUUGAGACGACGCGAAUGUUCAUGUUAUGCCUUUACUCAGUAGCGGCGAGCACCGCACUUCGUACCAUAGAUACCUAGUUAUUGUUUCCGAUAACCGAAAGCCCGACACAGGCUUCGGACUCUGUCGGAAAUUACUUAA